GGUUUCAUUCGAAUUCCUUUCAUCCUAAACCUUCAACGAUUUCAGUCAACUCGCGAGUUUAAAAAACAACCUCUUUUCUAGUCUAUUUCUGAAGGACUAGAACUGAAAAACAGACUUUGUAACUAGUGAAAAAUUCAUGAAUUUUCUCAUCAUCUGAACUGAAAAGAGGGACUACAAAAAGUUUAAAAAAAAUAAUAAAGACUGAUUUAAUUUAAUUGACUGAUUAACAGUGAACUUUUUCGUUCUGUUUCUCUGUUUUGAAUAUAAAUAAUGUCUCUAAUCAGCAGAUACGUUGUAUCUAUUAAGGGGAGAGCAUUAUCAAUUGUUCAUUCACAUGUUGGAAUGACAAUUGGUAGAUCAAUGUCCAGUGGUGGUGAUCGUGUAAAUGAGGAUUCAAUAACCAAAUCUGUGUUCAUGUCACAAUCUAAAGAUAUAUUUACCAAUUUGGCAUUGGAGGAUUGGUUAUAUCGUAAUUACGACUGUAAAAAUAAUCACAUAUUGUUACUAUGGAGAAAUGAUCCUUGUGUGGUUAUUGGACGACAUCAGAAUCCCUGGAUUGAAGUUAAUAUUCAGGGGCUUGAGGAGCAGGGAAUUGCCAUGGCCAGACGCAACAGUGGUGGUGGUACUGUUUAUCAUGAUACUGGAAAUCUGAAUCUAUCGUUUUUUACUCCUAGGGAGAGGUACAAUAGAAAGUAUAACCUGCAGAUCAUUACGAGGGCUCUGUACAGAGAAUGGGGAAUUCGGAGUGAUAUCAAUGAGAGGGAAGAUAUCGUCGUCAAUGGGAAUUUAAAAGUAUCCGGGACUGCUGCAAGAUUGGGACGACCCAAUGCUUAUCAUCAUUGCACUUUACUGGUAGAUGCUAAUAAGGAAAAUUUACGAAUGGCGCUUGAAAAGAAAGAGGCUGGCAUAAUCAAUGCUAAUGCAACAGAGUCUACAAGAUCUCCAGUAAAGAAUUUGUGUGAGAUUAAUAGUCGAGUGAAUACUGACGCUUUAAUGGCAGCUGUUGGUUGGGAAUAUCUUCGGACUAAGGCAAUGAGCCUGGAGGAUGGGGGACAUCCACUUGUGCAACUGCAGAGAGGAUUUCAAAUGAUAAAUCCUACUGAACAAUGGUUCCCUGGACUCGACAAACUCAGAGAAGAUUUUCGAUCGUGGAAGUGGAACUAUGGGAGAUGCCCAAAGUUUACAGUGACAAGAGACCUAAAAAUGCCAGCGGAUUCAACGAAUUCAACGGGCAACGGAGGGUUCCAUCAGCUGAAACUCACCCUGGAAGUUAAUAAUGGAAUCGUUGAGGAUAUAAAACUGAGUCUACCACCAAAUGUUCUUUCAAAUGCUGCUAGCCAAGAUGCCAGUGUCAUAACUCAUCUCCGAGGAGCAAAAUACGAUCACGACUUCACGGAGAAAAUCGUCUCAGCUCUCGGUUGUACCAGUGUACCUCUUGAUGCCACGCAGAGCGCCAAUAUAAGUAAUAUGGCAGCAAAUCAAUGACCAAAUCACCAAGAUGAUUCCAACUAAGAUUUUUAACUUUUUUUUGCACUCUAUAAUACGCUUGUGUUCUUACUAUGUAUAUAUCUCUAGUUUCUGCCUGUUAACUACUGAAAUGAUACUGUUAAGUACCUAAAGAUUUGCUUUUGUCUUGACCGUAUUAACCGUUUUUAUUAAUCUCCAUUGAUUUAUUGGUGUUAAUGUACUCGUCAACUCGGGCGCUUUCAAUUUCAUCAGAGAAUUGGCUUCGUGACUAAGUUAACAAGGCAGUAUUUCCUGUAGGAUAAUUAACAAUUUUAAUGAUUGUUAUUCCGGUCAUAGAAACUGCUCAUUGUUAUUGACUUAGGAGCGCAAUUGCAAUUGAAAGAAUUCAGCCGUUUGAUCGGACACGGCCUUUCAUUCGGAAAUAGAGCAGUUGAAAUAAACGCGAUUGUCGGUCAUUUUAAUAAAUCGAUUUUUGCGUUUCGAUUUUAUUUUGAAGUUGGCAUGUUAGCUGUUUGUAUAGAUCUAUUUUUUUUGUUAAUUCAGAAAAUACUGUUGAAUAUAUGAGAAUAUUUUUUAAA
Diachasmimorpha longicaudata is the source of this 2045-nucleotide messenger RNA. RefSeq names its product Lipoyltransferase 1 (gene Lipt1). The coding region runs from base 271 to 1485 and encodes 404 amino acids. The record is from RefSeq and is a predicted model, not a curated record. Gene Ontology annotation, molecular function: lipoyltransferase activity. Gene Ontology annotation, cellular component: cytoplasm; mitochondrion. NCBI's taxonomy places the organism in Eukaryota, Metazoa, Arthropoda, Insecta, Hymenoptera, Braconidae. Gene Ontology annotation, biological process: protein lipoylation. The transcript has 3 exons.